GUGUCUUGCGGCAAGUGCGGCAACGGGCUUGGCCACGAAUUCCUCAACGACGGGCCGAAGAGGGGGCAGUCCCGCUUCUGAAUAUUCAGCAGCUCGCUGAAGUUCAUCCCAAAAGGUACAGGCUGCGGCUUGGCAGCUGGUUUAGCCAACGUAGUUAUUUUUGGGGAAGCCGCUGAUAGCCAGGCCACGCUGUGCGCGAUGCGCUGCUUUCGGUGGGGCGUAGCUGGCCGUUCAG
Messenger RNA from Pelecanus crispus (Dalmatian pelican), 235 nucleotides. The record is from RefSeq and is a predicted model, not a curated record. NCBI's taxonomy places the organism in Eukaryota, Metazoa, Chordata, Aves, Pelecaniformes, Pelecanidae.